Perognathus longimembris pacificus (Pacific pocket mouse) is the source of this 1029-nucleotide messenger RNA. It is a transcript of the gene Asgr2, whose product is annotated as asialoglycoprotein receptor 2. The transcript has 8 exons. Gene Ontology annotation, cellular component: external side of plasma membrane. Gene Ontology annotation, molecular function: fucose binding; D-mannose binding. Bases 1 to 906 code for a protein of 301 amino acids. The record is from RefSeq and is a predicted model, not a curated record. Gene Ontology annotation, biological process: biological process involved in interspecies interaction between organisms. Lineage: Eukaryota; Metazoa; Chordata; Mammalia; Rodentia; Heteromyidae.
AUGGACAAAGACUUUCAGGACCUCCAGCAGCUGGACCUGGAGGAAACUGACCAUCAGUUCAGCGGUGGUGAGGAGCCAGGCAUUCAUGGACAGAACCGCAAGAAAGAAAGUCCAUUUUGGAAAGGGCAGCUUCCUUCCCAGACCCUUCCACAAUGCCUCUGCUCCAGCCUCCACCUCAGUCUGCUUGCCCUGAGCCUCAAUGUCCUGCUGCUCGUGGCCGUCUGUGUGAUUGGGUCCCAAAGCAUACAGCUGCGAGAAGAGCUGCAGGCCCUGAAGGAAACUUUCAGCAACUUCUCCUCGGGCACCCUGCGGGAGGUCCUGGCUCUAGGCUCCCACGGAGGCAGCACAAGUGACAAACUGACGUCCCUGGAGGCCCAGCUGGAGGAGCAUCAUCAGGACAUAAAAGCAGACCACGCCACCUUGCUCCUGCACCUGAAGCACUUCCCCACUGACCUGGGGGCCCUGACCUGUCACAUGGUGUAUCUCCAAAGCAACGGCACGAAAUGCUGUCCGGUUAACUGGGUGAGGCACGGAGGCAGCUGCUACUGGUUCUCUCGCGCCGGGAUGAACUGGCGCGAGGCUGAGGCGUACUGCCGGCUGGAGAACGCGCACCUGGUGGUCAUCAACUCUUGGGAUGAACAGAAAUUCAUCAUGCAACACACUAGCCCCUUUCACAUCUGGAUAGGUCUCUCUGACAUGGAGGGCCCCUGGAGAUGGGUGGAUGGAACCAACUACGAGCACAGUUACCAGAACUGGGCUAUCGCUCAGCCAGAUAACUGGCAAGGCCAUGAGGUGGGCGCCAGUGAAGACUGUGUGGAAGUCUUGUCCAAUGGCCUCUGGAACGACAACUUCUGUGCGGAGGUGAACCGCUGGGCCUGUGAGAUGAAACAUAACAUCACCGUGUAGGAGCCCCGCUUAAGUGUGUCAGUGCCUCGCAGGCCCCCCACCCCACCUUUGCAUCACCCUAGCUUCUCCAGGAGGAGGACUGUGAAGAAUAGAAGACAAACGGAGCCCCAGGCAUGGGGAGGA